AUGGCGGUGGAGGAGUGGGUGAAGCAGAAGCAGUUCUACAACCACACCGACAACUCGUGCGUGGCGAACCACAAGUGCGGCGUGUACACGCAGGUGGUGUGGAGGAAGUCGAUGGAGCUCGAGUGCGCUCAAGUGACGUGCGUGAAAGCGAUUGCGAAACCUGCGACCACCUCUACCAGAUCUGUGAUUCUAAAACCUGCAAAUCAAAAAACCAAAUCUGUAAACAUUGUCGCGACCCCUGCAGAUUCACAAACCACCAUUGACAAUCGCUGUUGCGGACGAGAACACCUCCAUUGCGCGGCUGAGCCACCGUUGACACAAUGGCUUCGGUUCACAGUAGAAACGAGGUAG
Messenger RNA from Vigna unguiculata (cowpea), 351 nucleotides. NCBI's taxonomy places the organism in Eukaryota, Viridiplantae, Streptophyta, Magnoliopsida, Fabales, Fabaceae. The record is from RefSeq and is a predicted model, not a curated record.